GUAGCCAGCGCGCAUCUGUACGAGUCUGCAAAACCCUAACGUUGCGCGGUUAGUUAGUUUUUUCCCGCCGCUUCAUCAAAACUGAAAUGGAAGCGGUGUUGGUAACGCCGGGAGAAGUUUUGGGUUCGGCUUUGGAGUACAAAGCUGGUAGAGGGGCUUACCUUUCAGCAAAGCAGAAGAUUGUUCGCUCGUCUGUCACCGGACUCCGCUCUUUCAUACCCCCUCCUUCUGAUUCUCUCGACCAGAGACCAACCGUGGAGGUUACUGGACACAAGGCACAUGGACCUGUUCCUCAGCCAGGCUCAGUUGUUAUAGCCAGAGUUACUAAGGUGAUGGCAAAGAUGGCUUCAGUGGAUAUUAUGUGUGUUGGUUCCCAGGCUGCUCGGGAAAAAUUCACAGGAACCAUAAGGCAACAAGAUGUCAGAGCAACUGAGAUCGACAAAGUAGAUAUGCACUUAUCUUUUUGUCCUGGUGACAUUGUUAGAGCAUUGGUGCUUUCACUUGGAGAUGCACGAGCAUAUUAUCUAUCAACUGCGAAGAAUGAGCUGGGUGUUGUAUCCGCAGAAAGUGCAGCAGGUGCUACCAUGGUUCCAAUAAGUUGGACAGAGAUGCAGUGCCCCCUGACAGGCCAAGUGGUAAAUAGAAAGGUUGCAAAAGUUAAUGUAUGAUUAGCCGACUGAAAGCUAGAGAGUAACAGGUUUAUUGUGGUCUUACUACUCUGAUUGACUCCUACGGCGUAUGUAUAUCUGGAUGUUUUCUAUGAGCACAUUUAUGAUUAGAGAGAAUCCUUGUUUGUGGCUCUUUACAGUGCUCCGACCGAGGCAUGGCAAUAUUCUAUAUCCAAAUUCCAAAGUGACUACACCAUUUCUGUUUUUAUUUUGUUUAUCUUGAGAGCACCCGAUUAUUGAGAAUUUGAGAUUAUAUUGAAAUUGUGCAUAUCGAAUUUUGAUAAGAACGCGUAUUGGUGGAAUAAUUCCCAUGAUAUAUCGCGUCAGUAUCUACUAAAGGAAGGCCUUUAGUACUUUCUUGUGUAGUU
Messenger RNA from Cuscuta epithymum, 1036 nucleotides. Lineage: Eukaryota; Viridiplantae; Streptophyta; Magnoliopsida; Solanales; Convolvulaceae. The record is from the annotation of a GenBank genome assembly.